UUUAAAACUCAUGUAAUUCCCUGACACGCAUACUUAUUUUUUUCCUGAAAAAGCAGUGAGUGCAUAAGUUUUGUUGUGAAAACUCAGCAGCGUUACUGCCUCAGAAACGCACUGCCUACCACAUGCAGUGCACUGUGUAGACAUGGCUUGUACCUUUUCCUGUCUCUCGCUAGGGGACCCUGCUUUGUCUGAUGCCUCGGAUCAAGCAGUGUUGUGUGUCUGUGAGCACAGUCGGGCAGCAGUCGUCGCCACUGUGCGUCGCUGAAGAUGUUACAGCAGCAGCCUCUGACUGGCAACGGGCCCUCAAGCGGCCGGGGACUCGGCAUGAGUGGCCACCCCGGGAUGCAUGCACUCAAUUCGGUUCACCAACCUUCGCAGCACCGGUCCGAUGACCCGGCCCUCGAGGGUACAGAAAAUGGACAUGAAAACCGCAGAGAUAUUGGUGACAUACUGCAACAAAUAAUGACCAUUACCGACCAAAGUUUGGACGAAGCCCAAGCAAAGAAACAUGCACUUAAUUGUCACAGAAUGAAACCUGCUUUAUUCAGCGUCCUUUGCGAGAUCAAGGAAAAAACAGGCCUCUCAAUGAGGAAUGCCCAGGAGGACGAGCCUCAGGAUCCUCAGCUGGUGCGAUUGGACAACAUGCUGUUGGCAGAAGGUGUGGCGGGGCCGGAAAAGGGAGGAGGAGCUGCUGCUGCUGUGUCUGCGGCCACAAGCUCAGGAGGGAUGUCACCUGACAGCUCGCUCGAGCACUCUGACUACAAAACCAAGUUGAGCCAGAUUCGCGGUAUCUACCACACCGAGUUGGAGAAGUAUGAGCAGGCAUGCACGGAGUUCACCACCCAUGUGAUGAAUCUGCUGAGAGAGCAGUCCCGUACGCGGCCCGUGACUCCGCGAGAGAUUGAGCGCAUGGUGGGCAUCAUCCACCGCAAGUUUAGCACCAUCCAGACCCAGCUGAAGCAGAGCACUUGUGAGGCAGUCAUGAUCCUGAGGUCCCGCUUUCUUGAUGCCAGGCGCAAGAGGCGCAACUUCAGCAAACAGGCCACAGAGGGCCUGAACGAGUAUUUCUACUCCCACCUGUCCAACCCCUACCCCAGUGAAGAAGCCAAAGAGGAACUUGCCAAAUCAUGUGGAAUCACCGUCUCUCAGGUGUCCAACUGGUUUGGCAACAAAAGAAUCCGCUACAAGAAAAACAUUGGCAAGUUCCAAGAAGAGGCAAACCUUUAUGCCAUGAAAACAGCCUUGGUGGGCAGGCAGGGCAACGAUUCCCCGCACACUCCUAACUCCACAGGAUCUGGAUCCUUCUCUCUGUCCGGGUCAGCUGACUUAUUUUUGGGAGUUCCCCCUGUGAAUGGCGAUCAGGCCGGUUACCAAAUGGGAGUGCAGGCUAACGGGAACUGGAACGGUCGAAAUUCGCCCCCGCCUGGCGCCUCGCCCCACAGCGACCACUCAGACAACUCCGACUGAGGACCCGGCCCACUGGCACAGAAUGACAGCGACGGAAGAUUGACGGCAGAAAAGACAGAUAGAAUGAUCGUACACUUCCCACUUGGCUGCAGUAGUUUUUGUACAUUGUUUGUUUGGUUUGAUUAUUUUAAAUGUACGUUGUAUUUUAUUCUUUUCUUACCGCUCAGUGUGGGUCAUUAUUAUGUUUGUAUGAUUAGCUGAGCGCACGGAUGGUAGAGUGACAAAUGUGUGUGUGCUGUGUGCAUGCAGGUGUGGUUUUAUUAUCAGGGUGAAGGGUUUGUUCUCCACCUCUUGGUAAAUGUUACUGAGGUGUGUGUUAGAGGUUGGGAAGGAUCGGGGGGUGGGGACAGCAUUAUCAUCGUUUUUAUCACACUAUAUCGUUAUUAUUAAUAUUAUUGCCGUUUUAUUAUUAAUGCUACAACUAUUAUCAUUUUAACCGCUCAGAAAAAGAGAGAAUGCAUUUAGUGAAUGAGAGGACAAUAGAGAAAAAUCCAAAGAUUUAGUGUGUUUGUUUCUCUGUUUUGUUUGUUUGUUUUCUACCGGGCUUAUGUGUCCCUGUAAAAUGAGUGAGGCGUGUGUGACUCCAUAUCAAUUGUUUGAAUGGGUAUAUCAGCAGUGCUGUCUUUUUUCUGUACAGUGAAACACCUGUAUUCUCUCUACCUCUUUUACAAUAAAGACUCUCUGUAUUCACAA
Messenger RNA from Eleginops maclovinus (Patagonian blennie), 2160 nucleotides. RefSeq names its product pre-B-cell leukemia homeobox 2 (gene pbx2). Bases 268 to 1467 code for a protein of 399 amino acids. NCBI's taxonomy places the organism in Eukaryota, Metazoa, Chordata, Actinopteri, Perciformes, Eleginopidae. Gene Ontology annotation, biological process: neuron development; embryonic organ development; brain development. Gene Ontology annotation, cellular component: nucleus. The transcript has 8 exons. Gene Ontology annotation, molecular function: DNA-binding transcription factor activity, RNA polymerase II-specific; RNA polymerase II cis-regulatory region sequence-specific DNA binding. The record is from RefSeq and is a predicted model, not a curated record.